UUCGUCGCCUUAUCGAUACUUUCUUCCACAUUCCACACUCAAUUGCUCAUCGACACCAGGCUAAUAAAUCGGAGAGAUUCCUUGGUCCACAAACAAAGCAUGCGACCAGACGGCCCCCGAGAUCCCGUUGCCGGGCCAGACAGUGGCCCGAAGCCUCCGUUUCCCAUCAAGUUAUCUGGCCCAGUGAUCAAAGGAUUUGGGCGGGGAAGCAAAGAGUUGGGCAUCCCCACGGCCAAUAUCCCUCCAGAUGGCUUAUCGGACUAUCCCGACCUACAAGUUGGGGUGUAUUACGGAGUGGUCGCGCUGGAUCCAACCAAGUUUGCCUACGAUGGCAAGACGUCGGAGGCGACGAUCCUUCCAGCAGUACUGAGUAUCGGAUACAAUCCCUUUUAUAAGAAUACUACUCGAUCCGUGGAAAUCCACAUUAUGCCUCCCCUCUCAUCACCGUCACCGACCGCGAACAGCGAUGUGGGCCAAGUGAAAUUUAAUAAACUACCUGACUUCUACGGCACGAAGCUGAACUUGUUGAUUCUGGGGUACAUCCGCCCGGAGUAUGACUAUGUAUCGCUAGAGGCUUUGGUUGAGGAUAUUCGGAUUGACUGUGAGGUUGCGCGCCAGAGUCUCCAGCGAGAGGCAUAUGUUAGCUAUCUUUCUGGGGAGGAUUGUCUGGAAGGGGUACAGGGGCAGCGGAGAUGGUUGGUUAGUUUUUAGAGCUUGGGUUACCUUUUUAUUUUCUAUUUUCUUCUUUCUUCUCUCUCUCUCUCUUUUUUUUUUGGAGUGUAUUAGUAUGUAUUCUCUCCCUCCCUCUCUUUUUCUGUUUGCGAUUUUGAGAUAGACUUGCAUUCAUCGGUGGCGUAGGUGGAUAGACAGUAUUCGACGUCAACAUACAUAGCGUACUGAUGCAUGGACAUAAAUGGUUAUAAAAUUUAAUAAAGUCAACCAAGUAAAUAAAUUAAUAAAAAUCAGCCCUACCUUGGCAACGGGAACAUCGGUUCCUCUUGC
Messenger RNA from Aspergillus alliaceus, 1002 nucleotides. It is a transcript of the gene fmn1, whose product is annotated as riboflavin kinase. The transcript is spliced from 3 exons. Lineage: Eukaryota; Fungi; Ascomycota; Eurotiomycetes; Eurotiales; Aspergillaceae. The record is from RefSeq and is a predicted model, not a curated record. Gene Ontology annotation, biological process: riboflavin biosynthetic process; FMN biosynthetic process. Bases 100 to 711 code for a protein of 203 amino acids. Gene Ontology annotation, molecular function: riboflavin kinase activity. Gene Ontology annotation, cellular component: mitochondrion.